Molecule: messenger RNA, 1191 nt
Organism: Anopheles coluzzii
Lineage: Eukaryota; Metazoa; Arthropoda; Insecta; Diptera; Culicidae
Product: retinol-binding protein pinta-like
Exons: 4
Coding region: 176-1108 (310 amino acids)
Cellular component (GO): membrane
Molecular function (GO): phosphatidylinositol bisphosphate binding
Source: RefSeq, a predicted model, not a curated record
CCCGCUGCGGGCUGCUUACCGCGGAAGAAGAUCUCAGUACGGAGGCCACCAUUCCGCAACGCGGACGCGUUUCUUCGUUCGAGUGCAUUGUCAAGGGUGUUUCGUGCGUGUGGAAGGGACAGUCCGGUGCAAGAGUGUUGUGUAGAGCAAGCUUAUCAAUAAAUCGAGCCCGAUAAUGCCGAGCCUAAGACCGCUGUCUGCCCAGCUGGCAAAGAAGGCGGCGGACGAGCUGUUCGAAAAGCCGGAACGCAUCGACGAAGAUCUGGCCGCGCUGAGGGCCUGGUUGGCCAAGUGCCCGCACAUCAAAUCCCGCACCGAUGACCAGUUUCUGACGAUGUUCCUGCGCGGCUGCAAGCACAGCCUCGAGCGGGCCAAGGAAAAGCUGGACAUGUACUACACGGUCCGGACGGCACUGCCCGAGCUGAUGCGCAACCGCGAUCCGGAGGAGCCGAAGCUGCUGGAGCUGAUCAAGAUGGGUGUGGCCGUCCCGCUGCCGAACACGGUCACGCCCGACGGGCCGCGGAUCAUCCUGGUGCGCCCGGGUGUGUACGAUCCGAGCAAGUACACCAUCCAGGAGGUGUUCCGCUACAACACCAUGAUGUCUGAUAUUAUGAUGAAGGAAGAUGACAACCUGGUCGUCGCUGGGCAGAUGGGCAUUCUGGAUCUCUCCAACUGCACCAUGGCCCAUUUCCUCCAGUUCAGCCCCACGUUCGUGAAGAAGGCUACGAUGUGGAGUCAGGAAGGAUCGCCGCUGCGCCAGAAGGGUUUCCACUACGUCAACACACCCAGCGGCUUCGAGGUGGUGUACAAUCUGUUUAAGAAUUUCCUCAACGAGAAGAACCGAUCGAGGCUGUAUGUACACGGUAGCAAUCUGGACUCACUGUACGAGCACAUACCGAAGGCCAUGCUGCCGGCAGAGUACGGUGGAGAUGCUGGCCCUAUCCAGGAGAUCGUCGAUGCCUGGGCGAAGAAGAUCAUCUCCUACAGGGAUUACUUCAAGGAGGAGGACCAGUACGGUACGGAUGAGAAGAAGCGUCCGGGCCGUCCGAAAAACGCGGACAGCCUGUUCGGGCUGGAGGGUUCGUUCCGGAAGCUGGAGGUUGAUUAGAUGAACUUAGGGGGGUGAUUUUGAGAAUUCCAAUAAAGAUCUCCUCUCUUUGUUUUUGGGGAGGAAAACUGGGAAGAUGUGAA